GAGGCGGGCGAGCGGGGCGCAGCAAAGCCCUCGAAGGGCCCCCCCGGGCGGGCUCGGGGAGGCGGCGCUAGCGCGAGGGGGAAGAGGAGGAGAGAGGCGGCGGCGGCGGCAGUGGCGGUGCAGCGCCCAAGCGAGCAUGCAGCCCGGCGGGGCGGCGGCGGCGGACCCGUGGCGGGAGUGCGCCGAGCUGGCCGUGCAGCUGGCGCUGCGGGCGGGACAGAUUAUUAGGAAAGCUCUUACAGAGGAAAAACAAGUGUCUACAAAAACAUCUGCAUCAGAUCUUGUGACCGAAACUGAUCAGUUUGUGGAAAACUUAAUUAUUUCUGCUCUGAAAGAGAAGUUUCCCUCCCACAGGUUUAUUGGAGAAGAGUCUACUGCUGCUGGUUCAAAAUGUGUCCUCACUGACAGCCCAACCUGGAUUAUUGAUCCUGUUGAUGGAACCUGCAAUUUUGUGCACAGGUUUCCAACAGUGGCAGUUAGCAUUGGAUUUGCUGUUAACCAAGAGCUUGAAUUUGGUGUAAUUUACCACUGCACUGAAGAACGAUUAUACACUGGUAGAAGAGGUCAAGGGGCAUUUUGUAAUGAAAAAAGGCUUCAGGUAUCAAAAGAGACAGAUAUCUCGAAGGCCUUGAUUUUAACAGAAAUUGGUCCAAAACGUGACCCUGAAACUUUGAAAUUGUUCCUCAGUAACAUGGAAAGGUUACUCAAAGCCCAAGCACAUGGGGUACGUGUCAUUGGAAGUGCUACUUUGGCUCUUUGCCAUCUAGCAUCUGGAGCUGCAGAUGCAUAUUAUCAAUUUGGCUUACACUGCUGGGACUUGGCGGCAGCUACAGUCAUUAUUAGAGAGGCAGGCGGUACUGUGAUAGAUACUUCAGGGGGACCUCUGGAUCUCAUGUCAUGUCGAGUGAUUGCUGCAGGUACUAAAGAGAUGGCGAUGUUCGUAGCUCAGGAAAUACAGACUAUUGACUACAGACGGGAUGAUGAGAACUGACCAAAAUGAAAUACUCUGAACAGUAAAGUGAAAUCUGGUUUUCUGAACUAUGUAAUUUUUUUCCAGGAUGGACAGCUUAGAGGGAAUAUGGUUGUGAGCUUAGGCCACGGGUGGGCAAAAUGCGGAUGCAGCCUGCCAGCCCAUUCUAUCCAGCCUGCAGGUCCCCUAAAAUAUUUAGAAAA
Molecule: messenger RNA, 1173 nt
Organism: Gavialis gangeticus (Gharial)
Lineage: Eukaryota; Metazoa; Chordata; Crocodylia; Gavialidae
Gene: IMPA2
Product: inositol monophosphatase 2
Exons: 8
Coding region: 137-991 (284 amino acids)
Biological process (GO): signal transduction; phosphatidylinositol phosphate biosynthetic process; inositol metabolic process
Molecular function (GO): inositol monophosphate 1-phosphatase activity
Source: RefSeq, a predicted model, not a curated record